Molecule: messenger RNA, 754 nt
Organism: Pieris rapae (cabbage white)
Lineage: Eukaryota; Metazoa; Arthropoda; Insecta; Lepidoptera; Pieridae
Exons: 2
Coding region: 31-312 (93 amino acids)
Source: RefSeq, a predicted model, not a curated record
GAGCCGACGUUGAGUGUGCUAAGAGCUCCAAUGUUUGUAAACGGUGUUGAAGUUAUCAAUACGCGGUUAGAAUCAUUUACAUUGAAAGAUCGAGAAGGAAACGAAAUGCAUUCAAAUUCUGAAAAAUCACCAAUUCCAAAGGCGAGACUGCCGCUUCUCCACCUAACACCAUCUGGCACCGAGAAAAAAGAGGCAACUCCCCCACAAAGAAUAGACAACCCCUGGCUUCUUAGAGUUCAGAAUAACAUUCCCAACACGCCCCCACCACGCGAUGACAAACCGAACAAUUUCUUCCCCCACCGAAUUGGAUAGAAAGAAUUAAUCAAAAAAUUGGUCAAAGUAAUGCAAAAUGGCAUUUUGCCAUUUUUAAAUAAGAAACACGAAAAGAGAAUUUUGACACUGGUAAAGAAAAUUUAUGAUUACGUUUGUGAUGUUCGUAAAAUCGAGGUGCUUGGAGAUUCUUUGUUUAGAUUUUAGAAGUUGUUUAGACUUUCGUUUGACAAUUAUAGUUUAUGUAAUAUUAUUUUAGAGUGACAUUAUAUAUUUAAAUGAAUUCUAAAUUCACUUUAAAUAUUUGUAAAAAGUGAUUUGUACAGUUAGUAACGUAUAUAUAUACAGUUAAAAUAAAAUGUAUAUUUAAGAAUAGCAGUUAGUUAGUAGAUUUAGUUAAUCGUAUUGUAGUUUUAAUAGAAUCUCAGUGAUAACUGUUUAUUACAAAUAAUUCAUCGUAAAGAAGACAAUAAAUAUAAUUGUA